UACAAUAUUGUUGGUAUGCACCUCUGCUGCAUAUUACAUAUUAUUUUAAUUCCUUCAUUAUUUUUUAAUUUCCUCCAGAGAGGACCAAUAACGAUAAAUGAACCAACACCAGUUGCACCAGGACCUGUCAAAAUCUCUCUCACACGUUCAGUUUAUUCAUAUGGAUCAGUUGCUGUAAGAUGGGAGUUUGUUCUAGGAGUUAAUGAGAGCAUACAGAACUUUGAACAGACUUCAGGAACAGUUUCAUUUGCAGAUGGUCAAUCUGAAGGGAUCAUCUCUUUACAAGCUAAGGCAGAUGAUAUAGCAGAAAACGAACAGGUCUACAAAAUACGAUUAACAUCUGUACACGGAGGAGCAGAAAUCAACACCAGCUAUUCUGACCUUCAAAUCAUUAUCCCGGCAAAUGAUGCAAGAGUGAGAUUUCCAGUCACAUCAAUAACAGUACCAGAAAAUGUCAGUAUUGUUGACCUGGAGGUCUAUAGAGGUCUUGAAGAAGAUGGCGUGACUAAAAUCGGGAAUGUCCAGGAAGCAGCGACCAUCAACUGGUAUGUUGUACCUGGAAAUACCAAACCGGGACAACACUUUGAAAGCAAAAACGAUACAGUUAUUUUUGGUCCUGGUGAGACAAAGAAAGCUAUUCAAAUCAAGCUCAUCAAUGACAAUGUUCCCGAGCUUGCGGAGAAUUUUUCAGUUCACCUUGAGACAUCUGUACACAAUGUUUACAUCGGUCAAGAUGGCGUUGCUAUGGUAACCAUUUUGCCAAACGACGACCAACAUGGCGUGUUUUCUUUUGGAACAUUUCCAAAAGUUUUGGACGAAGAUGACGAGAAUAGUGGAGACUUUUUUGUCGACAGGAGUGCGGGAACCUUUGAAAGUGUGUCCUUGUCCUGGAAAAUUACUGGUGGUUCAGGUGAUUUGUCUUCUGUGUUUGAAAAAACGUCAGGAAUUCUUGUUCUCGCCGAAGGAGAGUCUUCAAAACCCAUCUUAGUUGUUGUACGCAAAGACUCGACUCCUGAAGAAGCUGUAGAAUAUUUUCUUGAACUCUCUAAUACAACGGGUGGAGGUCGCCUUGACAACACACAAGAAGCACGCAGAGCUGUGUUCUUUGUGUCUGACAGCGAUUCAGUUUAUGGUGUCAUUGACGAGCACUAUACUCUUGUCCUGUAUCAAUAUCAGUCACCAAAGUAUUCACCAGGGACUUUGGGUCAGAACAUAAYGAUAAACAUCACCAUUCCCGCCAAUGAUGACCCGUAUGGUGUCAUUGAAUUCGCUGCUCGGGACUCUGUCAAGCGUGUGGCUGAGGUAAAAGAAGAAAACACCACAGUCAGUUUUGAAGUGCAGCGGAAUAAAGRUACCUUUGAUACUGUGGAUGUCUCAUGGGUUAUCCUUAGUGAUACAGACGCAAGCCUUGAUAUAUAUCCCACAUUCGGAGUCUUGACCUUCCUGGAAAAACAAGCAGCCGGGAAUAUUUCAAUUUACGUCUUGUCAGACAAGGUAUGCUUUAUAAAAUACUGCUGUUUAUGA
Molecule: messenger RNA, 1524 nt
Organism: Actinia tenebrosa (Australian red waratah sea anemone)
Lineage: Eukaryota; Metazoa; Cnidaria; Anthozoa; Actiniaria; Actiniidae
Product: adhesion G protein-coupled receptor V1
Biological process (GO): G protein-coupled receptor signaling pathway; cell surface receptor signaling pathway; negative regulation of adenylate cyclase activity
Cellular component (GO): cytoplasm; membrane
Molecular function (GO): G protein-coupled receptor activity; G-protein alpha-subunit binding; adenylate cyclase inhibitor activity
Source: RefSeq, a predicted model, not a curated record